GAUCUCAGCUGUCUGAGGUGUCGACAGCAGCCCGGCUUGACCUCAUUGGCCCGGUAUUAAAAACUUUGGUCCGUGAUCAGUCAGCUGGUCACGGAGGACACAGAUACCAGCGCACUGACUGACCGGGAGCUCCCUCAGUGCAUCAGCUCUGCUGCUGGGAUCAGACCCGCUCAGCAAAGUGCGCACACCGCAUGCAGCAGUCCGCUGCAGCGCCUCCGCGUCGCAACUCUCGCAAGAUCGACAGACAGCGUACAUGCCGGCGUGUUUGUGUGCGUCACCAUGAAGCACCAGUCGAUCUCCAGAUGGCUGAGCCAGCUCGGACUUCCGCAGUACUGCGUAGCGUUGGAGCAGGAGUACGACGGCGUGGAGGACCUGCUCCUCCUCUCAGAAUACGACCUGUUGGAGCUCGGAGUCUACAAUCACCUUCACCGCCUGCACCUCCUCACUUCUCUACGUCUCCUCCAGGAACGAGAGAGGAGGAGAGAGUUGAGGAUGAUGGCAGAGGGGCGUUUUGCCAGUCUGCCCAGGUCCAUCCAUGCACACCACACCCUGGGAGGAGGCAACACACACCCCGGGGUCCCCUCCACCUCCCUCGGUGUCCCCGGCAGCGGCACCUGCUCCUCCAGGAGGCUCCAGGCCUCCCUUGUCUCCUCCAUGGACCUCCUCAGCUCCAGGCCUGGUCUUUCUCCAGGGCAGGGCAGCAGCCUAUCAGAGAUGCCCGCUGCUUCCUACCAGACGGUCUCCAUUCACGGCACUCUGCCUCGACGCAAGAAAGGAGGGGCCAACCUCACCCACGGAAACUAUACCUGGGACCCCAGAGCCAAUCACACGCAGCCGACGCUGAGCGGGAACACGCCACUGGCUCCUGGAAACAUCCAUCAACCCCUGACCUCUCCGCGGGUUCAGAACAUCAUCGAUGACUUUCACGGUUACAGGGAGCCCGCUGCCGGCCUGGAUGCCACGGUGGACUAUGUGAAGUUCUCCAGAGAUCAGUUCAUCCUGGACUGUCCGUCUGAGAAACUUCGCAAAGAGCUGGAGGAGGAACUGAAGAUGGACUGCGAGGAGCUGAGGAGCCACGCGUGGUAUCACGGAGCCAUACCAAGACAGGUUGCGGAGAACUUGGUGCAGCGUGACGGGGACUUCCUGAUCCGCGAUUCGCUGUCCAGUCCAGGAAGUUAUGUCCUGACCUCCCAAUGGCGAAAUGCCGCCCAGCACUUUAAAAUCAACAAGAAGGUUGUGAUGUUGAACGAAGCGUACUCCAGAGUCGAGUACCGGCUGGAACGGGAAGGUUUCGACAACGUCCCCGCGCUUAUAAGAUUCUACGUUGGCAACAGGAAACCCGUCUCCCAGGUCGUAGGAGCCAUCAUCUUCCAGCCGAUUAACAGAGGGCUGCCGCUGCGCUGCUUGGAGGAAAAGUACGGGCUGUCCAACAACCACCGAGACCGGCUCAUGGCGCAGGAGAGACGGAGCCAGAAGCGCCUCAGCCUCAACAUCUCCAACGGACACGCGCACGACAACACGCACGCCGCGCACGACAGCGCGCACUGCCGGGACAACGGCGUGGGCCGAGGCAGCCAGCUCAGGAUGAAGGAUCGCUGCGGCAGCCAGCCGGCGAGUCUCAAUCAGGUCCAAGAGAGGCGACGCCCGCUCAAGGCGCACCAAUCGGAGAGCUACCUGCCUCUCGGAUCCAAAUCUCAGUCCCACCAGUCUCCUGACCCUCUCCUCACGAACCCUAACCCCAAGUCUCCAGUCUUCCGGACGGGCAGCGAGCCGGCGCUGAGCCCGUCUGUCCCGCGGAGAUCAGCGGAGCUUCUGGCAGGACAGGCCAUCCGGGGCUCCGACAGCCAGCUGUGUCCUAAACCGCCUCCCAAACCCAGCAAGGUGCCGCUGGCUCGACUGCCUCGCUCCCCCUGCCUUCAGCCGCUGGCUCUUCCCCCGUCGAGCUCCUCCAGCCUCACAGACUCCUCCAGGCUAACCGCUCCUCCACUGGACUCCACAUGCAUGGACUCAACACGGAGGAGUGGAGCCUCCACCGGCCCUCCUGUACCUCCGGUAAAACCCCUGAAGUUCCCUCAUCCGUUUCCUCCUGCAGACUCUCUCAGCUCUGUAGUUUCACCUGAUCCUGAUUCAGAGGCGGUAACAGGAUGGACUGAACGCCUGCAGCCGAGCCCGAGCCUGAGGUCCUGCAGCGCGCUGGAAUGGGAGGAAUCGAACUUGCUGAACGCCUCCACGUACGACACCGUCGGAGCUCCGCUCUGCAGCUACGUGGAGAGGCUGAGGAAAGAGGGCGAGGGAAGCAGAGAGGAGGAGGACGACGAGGAGAAGGAGGCAGGAGGGAGGAGAGGGCUGGACAGGAGCUCCUACCAUCACGCCAUCGCCGCCUUAGAAAACACCAGCGAGGAAGAAGAGGAGGAGGAGGAGGAGAAGAAGAGGAGGGCGAGGGAGAGGAGCAGCUUCCAGCGGCCCGUCGUAGAGACCGAGUCCACGUUCCGGCCGGCGGAGUUCGGAUCUCGACUUCUGCCGCCGGAAAACAAACCGCUGGAGAUGGUGGUGCUGAAGAGAGCGAAGGAGCUGCUGCUCAAACACAAUCACCACAGCAUCGCCAGACACCUGCUGAUGGCCGACUGCCAGGUUGCGAGGAUCCUCGCAGUGACUCCGGAGCUUAAAGGUCAGAUGGGCGUGGCGUCCGGGCUCGAGCUGGUGACGCUGCCGCACGGUCGACAGCUGAGGCUGGACCUGAUGGAAAGACACCACACCAUGGCGAUAGGCGUUGCCGUGGAUAUUCUGGGAUGCACGGGCAGCGUGGAUGAGCGGGCGUCCACCUUGAAUCGCAUCAUCCUGGUGGCGUUGGAGCUGAAGGACACGGUGGGCGACCUGUUCGCCUUCACGGCCCUGAUGAAAGCUCUGGACAUGCCGCAGAUCAGUCGUUUGGAAGAAACGUGGACGACUCUGCGAAGGAACUACACACAGACCGCCAUCGCCUACGAGAAAACACUCAAACCUUUCUACAAGAACCUGUACGAGGGCACAGCCUCCUCUCCUCCGGUGGUCUGCGUCCCCCUCCUGCUGCCCCUCCUCACUUUGAUGGAGCGUCCGUCGAUCACACCUGAGGGGGCGGAGCUCUGGGAGACCAGCGACCAGGGCUGUGACAUCAUGUUGCGCCACCUGGAGGCGGCGCGUGACGUCGCACACAACGCGCAGAGCUACACGGCCAACGCACAGAAGAUCUUACAAGAGUUCGAGUGCGACGACGAGCUGCUGGAGGUGUUUAAAACGGACUUUCAGCUCCGGCUGCUGUGGGGAAGCCGCGGCGCUUCGGUCAACCAAUCAGAUCGCUACAACAAGUUCAACCUCAUCCUCACUGCGUUGUCACGGAAACUGGAGCCUCCACCCAAAACACAAACUUUAAUCUGACUUCACCCGAGCAAAGACUCGGAUCAGAAACCAGCUGUGACGAAGAGAAACAAACUUUAAUUUUUUUGAUAUUUCACAAAAGUUAAAGGAGAAGAAGUAACAUCUUCAUCUUCACCCACAGAGUCUCUGCACAGGUCACAGGUUUAAAUGUAGCAUACACACACAUGAGACUUGUAUAAACACUUGUGUAAAAACCACAAAUGUUUCAUGUAACAGCACCUACAAAACGUCACCGCUUCAGGAACUCAGAUAAACGGCGCUGAGCGUCGUCACAAACUUCUAAAAUCCUUAAAAAAUGUCAAUGUUACGUUUCUUUAUCGUCAUUUAUAGAGAGGAAACAAUCAUCCCCACAUGAACUGACCUUUUUCACACAAUUCUGAUAUUUUGAAGACAUAAAUCACCAAGAUCUUUGAUAUUUUGGAGACAAAAAUUCCCAGAAAAAGGUGAAAUUGGCUGGUUUGAUCUCUAAUUGUGAGGAGGCUUAAAGGGAGUCGCUGGUGUGUUUUACCUGAACAGGCACUCGAUUUAUUUUUACUCCGACAUUCCAGUUUACUCCAGAAAAACUUUCUUCGACGAGAUUGAAGGAGAAAAAUAAGAAACAGGUUUGAAUCCUGUGACAGGACACAGAGAGUAAAGACAGAAGAAAUGUGCGUCUGUGUAUAUUAAAUCUAAAUAUUAUAUUUAACGGUACAGCGAGUGAUCGAGAGUCCAGCCUGUACUUUUGAUACAAAACCACCUGAUCAGUUUGUUACACAGAAACAGUUGAAAUAUUAACAGAAAUGUUCUCAAAGUCGAUGUACAGUAAAUCUUUUACUGUAUUUACUCAGAGCAGAAAGAAACUCUCUGUAUGUGUGAGAGAUUUCUGCAUAAACGUGAAUAAAUUUAUUAAAAAGUUAACAUGUGACACUAAAGUUGUACAUAUUUGAAAUAUUAGCAUGUUAAUAAUGACUGUACAUAUUUUCUGUAGAAGGAAAAAAAAGAUGCUGAUGAUUUUAAUGUUUAUAUUAUGAACUACUGUAAGAUUUAAUAAAUAUGAUGUACAAUCUGAA
This is a messenger RNA of Larimichthys crocea (large yellow croaker), 4463 nucleotides long. RefSeq names its product BCAR3 adaptor protein, NSP family member (gene bcar3). The transcript is spliced from 19 exons. Gene Ontology annotation, biological process: positive regulation of peptidyl-serine phosphorylation; small GTPase-mediated signal transduction. NCBI's taxonomy places the organism in Eukaryota, Metazoa, Chordata, Actinopteri, Sciaenidae. Gene Ontology annotation, molecular function: guanyl-nucleotide exchange factor activity; phosphotyrosine residue binding. The record is from RefSeq and is a predicted model, not a curated record. The coding region runs from base 280 to 3414 and encodes 1044 amino acids.